Messenger RNA from Cryptococcus deneoformans JEC21, 1688 nucleotides. Its product is annotated as conjugation with cellular fusion-related protein, putative. NCBI's taxonomy places the organism in Eukaryota, Fungi, Basidiomycota, Tremellomycetes, Tremellales, Cryptococcaceae. Gene Ontology annotation, molecular function: protein binding. The record is from RefSeq and is a predicted model, not a curated record. The transcript is spliced from 6 exons. The coding region runs from base 23 to 1420 and encodes 465 amino acids.
UUUCAUCUCCGCUUCCCCCAGCAUGGCGCACCCCGGCGCACUCUCCCGCAACACACCAGAGGCUUCACUCCCCAGAUCCUACCCAGAAUCCAGCGACAACGCCCGCAAAUCUGCCGCCGUGCCCUCUGCAAACGCUGAUGCAGCAACAGCCAGGCGUCUCCCAGCUCUCCCCAAUGGCCCACACUCAUUCAGGACAGACACAAGCACACCAGCCGGCGAACUUGACAGUGCUUACGAACAGACAGCCACCAGACGGCGGAGAGCCGGUACCCGCUCGGAGCGGCCGUCAACCCAGCCAAAUACGGACAGUAAGGGUCAAAGGACAUCUUCCAGAACUGCACACCCUCGCAAACCACAUGAGCCUCGUCUUCCCUCCGCCAAAGACGUCCGCCGUGCACCAGCCUCGUCAAUGUACUUCUACCCAGCGCCGUGUUACGGAUCCCCUCCCAAUCAAGCCCUUCGAGCACAUACGGGAACACUGGUAGGAGAGCGUAUAUGGGUCAUUGGGGGAGUCGAUAAACAAACCUGUUUCAGAGACGUUGCUUGCUUUGACACGGAAAGUUUCAUGUGGAGCACCCUAGAGACACAAGGAGAGCGUUUCCCACCUUUACGAGCUCACACCACAACUCUUGUGGGUGAUAAGCUCUUCAUAUUCGGUGGGGGUGAUGGGCCUUCAUACAGUAACGAUGUCUGGAUUUUGGAUACGACUACCCAUCGCUUCUCUCGGCCAUCGUUCAGCCCGGACCUACCCUUGCCUCCUCCAAGACGCGCCCAUAGCACAGUCCUCUACCAGCACUAUCUGAUAGUCUUUGGAGGAGGCAAUGGUCAGACAGCUCUGAAUGAUGUUUGGGCCUUGGAUGUCUCCGAUCCUAACGCCUUGACUUGGACUGAAUGGAAGACCAAAGGCGAUAUCCCUCAGAAAAAAGGAUAUCACACUGCGAAUCUCAUAGGUGAUAAGAUGGUUGUCUUCGGAGGCAGUGAUGGCCAUGCCAGUUUUGCCGAUGUCCAUGUUCUGAAUCUCAAGACUUGUGUUUGGACUCUCAUUAACACUGACAUUAAACACAACCGUCUUUCACAUACAUCUACACAAGUGGGGUCAUACCUAUUUGUGAUUGGAGGUCAUAACGGACAGGCCUAUGCCCAAGAUGUCCUACUUUUCAACCUGGUGACAUUACAAUGGGAAAUGAAAUUGCCUCGGGGCGUCUUUCCCCCCGGCCGAGGAUAUCACGUAGCUUUAUUACAUGAUGCCCGGAUUUUUCUAUCUGGAGGUUAUAACGGAGAAACUGUCUUCGACGAUUUUUGGAUCUUAGACCUAAGCGCUAGUGCUUAUCUACCCCAAGUUACCACCUUCCAAGUUGAUGAAAAUCUGUACAAACGAUCAAUAACAGAGUCAUCUUCUCUCUGGCAAACCCAUUUAUAGCUGUAUUCGUAGCAGCCAUCUUGACGAUGAGGAUGAUCUUUUUGUCCAUGAUCAUAUAAAAUUGGCACAUACAUUAGCUCGUAAUAGAUCAGACUCGUAGUGGAUCAGACUUAUUUACCCCAUCAGCAUGAGGCACUGUACGGAUUUAGUUUGUAGUUGUAUUCUUAAAAUGACUGUGUUGAGGCAGCCCAUGCUUUAUGCCGCACUGUCUUCUAAAAAUAUUACAGAUCCGACACCCAAUACUACAACGGAUGCCUCUUUCUAUUUG